AUGGGUGAUGACCUCCAUCCGGACGGUAUGCAAAACAUUAUCAACGCCAGCGCCGCGAAUGAGUACAUGGUCCAGACCACCUAUCUCAAGAACACUUCCUCCCCACAUAUUCGCGGCCAUGAUGACUUGGAUGAAGACGCAAGGGAGUUCCUGGAGGCCGUUCUAACAGCUAAAGACAGAGAGAAGGAUGAAGACUUCAAGGAAACUGUCAACGCUCUAGUGGUAGCAGUCUAUUUCCUGGUCCUCGCACGCCGUCGCCAACCAAGUGAAACCUCUGCGGACGCUGCGCUAAAAGAAACCAGAAAGAUGGAUAAAAAGACCUUCACCGAAAUGCGCCAGACCGCGCUAACAAGUCUCGGUCUUCCUCAUUCUGAGCGCCGACACCGCGAAGAUGUCGACCAAUGGAUCGCACUCAUAAUGGAACAUGACUGGGCGCAUGGCAGGGAGUGGUUCGAGAACAUUCCGCAAGCAGGAGAUCUAGAUGGUGACAUUGAGACUAUUUCCGAUGACGACGGACACCCAGGUGAAGGCGGCAACAAGCGUUUAAAAUCCCUACCCAGCGAUCGCGGUUUGUUUGCCCCACGGGCAGCCUCGAGACGCGGUCUUCUGCCGGGCUUAGGGACAAUGAUGCAGGAUCGUGUGGACUGGUUGAGUCCUGAACGCCGGGAAGAUUACACUGAGUGGAAGGCAGAUAUUCUGGCCCGGAUUCAGCAAGCGGAAGCAGCUGCUCAAAGUUAG
This is a messenger RNA of Aspergillus nidulans FGSC A4, 738 nucleotides long. RefSeq lists its product as uncharacterized. The transcript has 2 exons. Lineage: Eukaryota; Fungi; Ascomycota; Eurotiomycetes; Eurotiales; Aspergillaceae. The coding region runs from base 1 to 738 and encodes 245 amino acids. The record is from RefSeq and is a predicted model, not a curated record.